Molecule: messenger RNA, 4280 nt
Organism: Zerene cesonia (dogface butterfly)
Lineage: Eukaryota; Metazoa; Arthropoda; Insecta; Lepidoptera; Pieridae
Gene: HisT
Product: feline leukemia virus subgroup C receptor-related protein 2
Exons: 9
Coding region: 665-2065 (466 amino acids)
Biological process (GO): transmembrane transport; heme export
Cellular component (GO): membrane
Molecular function (GO): heme transmembrane transporter activity; heme binding
Source: RefSeq, a predicted model, not a curated record
GUUAAAUCAAAACAAACAAUUUUUUGUGUAUACGUUUUAUAUUUCUAUUGGACGGAAUAUCGGACGAUUGCCUUUUAAUUAAAUACCAAUUGAAAUCAUUUAUCGGCUGGAGGCAAUUGAUUAAGUGCUGUUUUGAUAUUUGAUCGAAGAAGACCAACAAUUGGUGACUGGGAAAUAAAGAAUUUUGUAAUUUUUUAACUGAAACCAUAUGUGUGCGUGAAUUUAAGUGCUAAAUAGUGUUAUAUUGUGUUAAAAAACGCGCCGGAAAAUCGUAACUACAGCUGUUCUAACAUCGCGUGAUUUCGCGAAAGUUCCUCCGGCGAUGACGCGUGACGUGUACAACGCACGUGCUCAUUAAUACCGAAGAGACAGGCUAUCUCCCCUUUCGUUCCAGCUUCAAACGUGACAUUGAACUGAAAGUUGUAAAAAAUAACGUAAUCAUAGCGUGAUGCCUUUAUGUUUGGCGAUUAGUGACUGUUGAUACCGUUAUCACGCCACUUACGGCUCGAUACAAGAUAUGCUGUAUUAGAAGUUAGAUCGUCCAUCUAUUUGACGGUGAUUAUUGGAGACUGAUCGAUCGCGGAAUCAAUAGAGGGAUCAAGAUAUUAGUAUAAGUGAUAAUUAAUUAGUGUACAUAACUGAUAAGCCUAUUAAGGAAGAGCAAAUGUCUGUUAAUAAUCUACAAAAUGGGCUACACAAGGGCGCUGAGAAGCCUAGAAUAUUGGCAGAUGAGGAACCAAAGAAGUGUGAUGUGUCAGGCAGUGUCAUGGAUGGCCUGAUUCUUGACGUGAACGAAACGUCGUAUACAGUGUUCAAAACUAGAUGGCUCAUGCUCGGAUUUUUCGUGUUGAAUUCAGCAUCUAAUUCGUUACAAUGGACGCAGUAUACGAUAAUAUCGGACAUUGUGGUGGAUUAUUAUGGUGUCUCCAGCAAGGUGGUGUCUUGGACGUCUAUAGUGUACAUGAUAACGUAUGUGCCCUUGAUAUUUCCGGCGAGCUGGCUCUUGGAUAAAACGGGUCUACGUGUGACGACGAUCAUCGGUUCGCUCGGAACAUGCGCGGGCGCAUGGCUGAAGGUGUUUUCCGUGCCCCAGGAUAUGUUCUGGCUAGGUUUCGCUGGACAGACUGUUGUUGCGAUCUCUCAGGUUUUCAUCCUGAACGUGCCCCCCCGGCUGGCUGCUGUAUGGUUUGGGGCUGAUCAAGUGUCCUCCGCGUGCAGUAUUGGAGUUUUUGGUAAUCAGCUGGGAGUCGCGCUUGGCUUUCUACUACCCCCGAUGAUAGUCCGCGCACAAGGCACCACGGAGGAAAUAUCAGAAGACUUCAAGUUUAUGUUUUAUCUCGUCGCCGGCAUCACCAGUGUUCUCUUUGUACUAAUCGUGCUCUUCUUCAAAGCAGCCCCAGCAAGUCCUCCCUCAGCUGCAGCCGACCUUGGUGCCGCUCUCGACUCAAACUUCCUGCAGUCUCUGAAGAAAUUGAUGACCAAUCGCAAUUACAUCCUUCUACUGAUCUCGUAUGGGCUGAACGUCGGCGUAUUUUAUGCUAUAUCUACACUACUUAAUGAACUAGUGCUGAGAUACUAUCCUGGUGCAAACGCAGACGCAGGUCGCAUUGGUCUUGUGAUAGUCGUCGCUGGUAUGAUCGGUUCCGUAGUCUGUGGUCUCAUACUGGACAAGACCCACCGCUUCAAGGAGACCACGCUGGCUGUAUACGCCGCUACUGUGGUUGGCAUGAUCGUGUUUACCUUCACGCUGGACUGUGGAUAUAUAUCUGUGGUUUACUUCAGCAGUAUCCUUCUUGGUUUCUUCAUGGCGGGCUAUCUCCCAGUGGGCUUCGAGUUUGCUUCUGAAGUGACUUACCCGGAGCCUGAAGGAACUACAUCUGGAAUUCUGAAUGCUUGUGUCCAGGUGUUCGGCAUAGUCUUAACCCUUCUGUUCGAAUGGAUGCUCAGCGAGGUAGGUGACCGUUGGGCCAACUUAACCCUCUGCGCGAUUCUAGCAUUCGGCACCGCCAUCACGGCGGCCAUACGAUCCGAUUUGCGCCGACAAGCCGCGCAGAAUAAAGGUUAAAAUGCCGCGAAAACUAGGAUGGGCGGGUUUUUUUUCCACAGAGUAUUAAUAAGUUCAAAACGUAAAUAGUAUUAUGUGUUAAUCGGAAUCCAUUUUAAAAGACAAAGAAUCAAAUAUAUUUUUAAUAUUAUUGACCGUUUAUAAAUGAGAUUUGACAAAUUUUAUUAACUUUAACACCCUAACAGCUUGGCUUUGCUUAGCUAGUAUAAGCUCAAAUAUUUAUGUUUUCAAUUAUGACGCUGUAGGGCUAUACGUCAAUAUUGCACGGGAAAAUAUAAUAUCCAUUGAGUAAAUAGAAAAAAAAAUUAUCUUUAGAUUUUUAGCGACGUGGAUAUUUAUACUCGAAUUUCAUAGGAUAGAGUAUACAUCUAGUUGAUAUUGUAUUGACCAUAAUAUAUAACAAUGACAAUAAAUAUGUGUCUCUAUGUACAAUUAUAUAUCUAAAGUUUUAUGUAGAUUAAAGUUUUUGAAUAAAUAACGAAGUUUUCGAUUAACCAUUGAGAAAUUGUAUAUUUCUGAAAUAGUUGGUGUUUUCGAUGUUUAAUGUUAAAUGUGAUACGUUUAAAAUAUAACGUAGAUUGUUAAAUGACGACAAUACAAUAUUUUAGGAAUAAUACAGUUUUAAGGAACUUCAAGCAUAUUUGUUGAAAUUAACUUUUUGCGAUAUUUAUUUUGAUCGAAUAAUAUUUUAUCGUAUAUUUGAUGAACUAUAUCUCUAAUAGUACCUAUUAUGUUUAAGUAGAAUACGAUUCAACUAAGACUAGGAACGUCAGAAUGCCAUAUUAUGACGUCAUAAUUGUAAUACCUACCUAAUUGAAACUUGAAAAUAAUAAUAAAAACCAUGUCUUUAAAAUUGUUUUUAGUGUCAGAUAAAAUAAAACAAACCUUUAUCGUUAAAUGCUAAAGGAUUUCUAAGUAAAUAUAUUUAAUUUCAAAGUGACAUUUAAAAAUGUCAAUGACGUUCCUGUUCUUAGUUGAAUCAUAAAAUAAGCGCAUAACGUGUCUUUUACAAUUUUUAAUUACAAAUAUUACAUUAAAAGUAAUACAAAUUAAAGUUCAAACAAAUGAAUACUUUUUCAUAUACAAUAUUCAUUAAUGGACGAUGGGCCUAAUAAAUAUUGCCACAAGUCACAAUAUCAAAGAAGCUACUGGUUUGUAAUAACGGAAACUAUCACGUGAACUUAAUAUUUGCUUACAAGCUUUCUUCUCAUAUCAGCAAAUUCAGUUUGAAUUAAAAAUGUGCAGAACAAUACGUAAAUUAAUAAAAAAUAAAUAAAUAAAUAAAUAUGUAUCAAUAAUCGGGGAAUCAUAUUUCUGAGCUAAUGGUUGGGAAAUAUGAAGGCUUCAUUUACACUUUGCUCGACUCUUCCAGCCUUUCAUGUCAUUACAUUUUUAAUAAACUAAGACUAAAUUUCCACGUGAUUUCGCGAUUGUACCAAUAUACUCGUAUUAUCAAUUUCAAAUAACAGUUAUCAUUGCAAUCAGUGUUUUUCUAUAUUAAUUGUUCUAUAUUGAUAAUAUAACUAAUCCGAUACGUAAACCUUUGAGUGGUUGACAUGAACUUCAGUGGCUAAUCAGAACCUCGGUUGAUAUUAGUAAACAAUCUUAACAUGUUAAUAAACUAUUAUUAACCUUCCCUUGACAAAAAAGCAAUAAAAUGCAAAAUCGUCCGAUUUAAAGGCUGGAUUGCUCUUUUGAGGCUAAAGAGUCAAAAAGUAGGCUGCGUUGCCAGAAAAGGGCUAAAUUCUAUAGAGGGGUUAGAAGAGGGCUAAGGUAGCAACACUAAUUAGAAUGCUGUUUGACCACGUUAUGACAAUUUAUGAAUGGCGCGAAAUAUAAAUUUUCGUCACAGAUGACUAAUAUUUGACUUGAAUACAAUAUUUGAAUUACGUAUACAAUGAAUAAAAAGGCCUAUUUAUUGCACAAAGCAUAUUAAAAAUAACUAUUUUGUACAGAUGAUGGCAAACCUACGGUCUACAUGAUAAUUCAAAUAUGACAAACUCUCAAUUCUCAGUGACAGGUUCGGUUUCAAGUAAUUUUAAUAGAUGCAUUUAAAAAUUAGGCUCUUUAUCAUAAUUUAAAUGAGCGCUUUUUCUGAACGCUAAGAUAUAGUUGCUGAUGAUUUUAAUAUUACAUAAUUUUCAAUACGUAAUAUAAUAAUGAUCGAUGUUUGAUUAUAAUAAUCCAAAAUAAAAUUAUAAAUAAUCAUUAUGAU